Molecule: messenger RNA, 2004 nt
Organism: Acyrthosiphon pisum (pea aphid)
Lineage: Eukaryota; Metazoa; Arthropoda; Insecta; Hemiptera; Aphididae
Exons: 3
Coding region: 1603-2004 (133 amino acids)
Source: RefSeq, a predicted model, not a curated record
CGACGACGACGACGACGACGACGAUGGUUCGGACGCGGAAGAUUAUCGUGAUAAGGAGUUCGACGCGUCGACGGGGAGGCUGAUAGCUCGAGAUUGCGCGCGUAUUGUCAUUAAGCGCAUACAUCGAAACGCCGCGAUUGCAGUGAUUCCACCGACAACACAACACCCGCCGCCUCAACCACCACCACCACCACCACCACCACCACAAUCCUACAUGCCGUAUACGGCGUAUAGAGAAAAUAUAUCUAUCCGAUCGUAUAAGCACCAAGUCAGCACGAUUAGGACUAGUAAAUUAGUCCUAAACAGAUUCGACGACAAACGACAUAUUCUCCCUAAUCGUAUUGAUACCCUAGCACAUGGGCAUUAUCGAAUUGAUUAAAUAAUCAUAAAAAAAAUAUUGUUAUCAUUAUCACAAUUAUUAUUAUUAUUAUUAUUGUUAUCACUAACGUAAUUGUUAUUAUUAUUGUUAUUAUUACUAUCACCAUUAUUAUUGUUAUUGUAUAAUCUGUUAAAAUGUAAACGGUAUUGUGUGUGGCGGGGAAAAAAUCACAAUUCAAUAUAUAUAUAUAUAUAUAUAUAUAACACACACGUAAAGCGUAUUCAUUUUUUUUUUUUUUAUCCUUAGGGGUAAAUACUAGUGUUGGCCAACGAUAUAAUUAUUUAUUAUACUUUUAUUAUACUUAUUGUCGCAUACAAAAGCACAAACUUUAUUCUCAAUAUUCCAGUGUUAAGAAUAUAUUUUAAAUUGUUUACGAUAUUUACUGAUGUGUGUGAUUCAGGAACUUCCACCGUUUCUAGUACUCGAGUACGUAAACACCAAUCUUGUAAAUAGUGACAUGUCACGCCUAGAUAACUAUGGUUUGAUGCUGAGGUCUAAAAGUCUCAGGUUAAAGAAACAUUUUCCAGAAAGAUUUUAAAAUUAUUCUUUUCGUUUCGGGCAGUCGUAUCAACCAAUAUCGUAAUGGUUUGUUUACUUGGAACAACAUACUCAGGGACAGCUAUUUGCAUGAAUUCAAGAAAACCAGUUCCAUGUACAAUACUUAAUGGUCUCAAAUCUUUCACAACAAAUUUUACUAAUCCUUUUGUUAGUUCCUUACUACGUUUACUUUUGAAUCAUAAUUUUGAAUUGUUGUCUUUGAAAUACGAAACAAUAAAUUACGAUAUCGUAUCGAAAUAUCAAUAUCGUUGGCCAACACUAGUAAAUACCAUACCACAUACAGUAAUGUAAUUAUUUACGGUGGUACACAGAGAUAAUUUAGUAGCCUUAAAAUCGUAUUUUUUAUAUUUUUUUUUUUUUAUUAUUACGAUUUAGAACAUAAUAAUAUCACAUCGUGCAGUGGAUAACGAAUAAUCGUAUAAUUGAUUAUAAAUACUAUCAUCAAUCUAGAUUUUUUUUUUCCCCUCGUAGCGUUGGCACGUUAUCCGAUAAUAUUUACUAAAACAAAACCCCACCCACUCCGUAAUUUUAAAAUAUCAGUUUACGGCUGAGUGUACAUACAGACAACCCUGUGUCUCUCAACAGUCUUCAGUCCUCAUCAACCAUUAUAUCCAAUACAUACAUACCUACAUCCACGGACGUUCGAUACAAAUAUAAAAAUAAAUAUGUCUGAAUCGUCUGGAUCAUUUUUCAACAGCCCCACAAGACCUACAACAUUUGACUCGCCUCCAUUAUCACCGCCGUUAUUUGACGAUGUAUACCUCCUCAAUACGGAUGGAAAUGGAGGUGUCGAUGGACAUGUAUCAUUAAUUUUCGAUCCGAACCAAUCCUAUCCGUGUCCACCAUCCAAUGCAUCAGAUAUGAUAUUUGCAUUCGAGACCGAGAUACUACAACUCAAAGACGCUCAAUCGUGGUAUCUACUUAAUGAAGAUGAAGUGCAUUGGAGAAAAAAAAUGUUACAAAGAUUUCAAUGGGAAACUUUAACAAAAAAAAAUCCUGCGGGGAAAAUAUUGGAAACAUUAAAAAAUAUAUCCUGUUGGGAAAAUACCUAUAAAUAUAUCAAAUAA